Molecule: messenger RNA, 1620 nt
Organism: Vespa crabro (European hornet)
Lineage: Eukaryota; Metazoa; Arthropoda; Insecta; Hymenoptera; Vespidae
Exons: 6
Coding region: 103-873 (256 amino acids)
Source: RefSeq, a predicted model, not a curated record
UUUUAUAAUUGUUAUAGUAAACGCUUUAAUUCAAACGAAAUUGUAAAUAGAAUAAAAAAUGAAGUUCCUGUGAAUAUUGAAAUAAAUAUUAUAAAAGACGUGAUGGAUAUGUUUGAAGAAAGUUUUCGACAGAAAAAAAUGCAAUUAAAUAAUACGAACAUUGAAUUGAAUAAUACUGACCAAGAAAAAUGGACUAUAAGAGAUCAAUUUUGUUGUCAAGUGUGGAAAUUUUCACAUGAUCAUGACUUUUCAAAAGUUUUUCAACAUUAUCCGUAUAUUAUAAAUUCAAUUAAACCUCAUAAUUGUUCUUACAUUAAUGAAGCUAAAAGUAUUAAAAAUGAAAAAGAUAAUAGAGCAGAUAUGCAAAAUUAUGAAAAUAUUCAGAAGCUUUCAGAAGAAAUUGCUAUUUUAACGAAAAAAAUACUUACUAUUAAUAUUAAUAGAAAUACACAAGAGAUAACAAUAAAAAAUUUGUCCAUAAAAUUAGAACAACUAAAAUUAUUUUCAGAAGGAAUGAUAGAACUUCUUAGGUUAAUAUCUACUACUGAAAAUUUAAGUGAUAAUAAAAAAUGUAAAAAUAAUGAUUUAGAAUGCAAAAAUAACAACUUGAUAGCUCGUGCAAAUAAAGAUAAUAUGCUGACAUUUACUACGGCAAAAAAACUUCUUGAGCAAUUCAAGUCACGUUCACCUGUUUUAACUAAAAACAGUAAUACAACAUCAAAAACAAUGGCUGUAAAUAAUAACACAAUAGAAAAUUUCAUUGAAUAUGAUAAAAAAGAAUUAAAAACCAAAUUUUCAUUAAAAAUACAAAGUAAUAUAUCUAUAAAGUUUGAGCAAAAUCGACGUCUUAAAGAAAAAGGGAAAAAAUGUUAAUAUAUCUUCCUUACAUUAAACUUUUGAAAUAUUUCUGAUAAUUAUAUAUCUUUAUAUUUUUUAAUUAUUGUAUAAUUGUUAUUCCACACAAAAAAUAAUUAAAAGUUUAAUUACAAUAAUUCAUAAGAUAAUGCCAUUUAUCCAGUCCUAUAAAAUUUUUCUUAAACAAUCAAAACAGUAAUUGAAAUGUGACAGUGCAUUUAAUAUACAUCCUGUAUAAUAAAAAGUAUGUAAAAAAUAAGGCAUUUACUACAUAGUAUAUUUAUAUAUUUAGAAAUAUUUAUACAGGAUUCUAUAUGAUUAUAUAAUAUACACUGAAUUACAUUUUUUAAAUUAUACACAUAAUAUUGCGCCCAACAUACCAUCCAACACAAUUUGAGAAUAGCCAUAUUCUCUAUCACCAAACAGCAUUUAAACUAGCGACUUCUAAUCCAUAGGUUUUUGUUACUUAUUUAUUUUAAAACUGUUAAACAGUUUAUCACAACAAAUUGUAUUGUAGUAUUAAUAUUGGCAAUAUACACGUGUAUCUGUAAUACAUGCAGGUCCUUACAAUUUUCAUUAAAUUUGAGUUUAUGUUAAUUAAAUGCUUGUUAAAACAAUAUUACAUAAUAUCUACAUAAAUAUUUGUGCUUUAAUAUUAAUUUAUUUGAUAUUAGUAAUAUAAAUUACCUUCCUUUAAAGAAUUUUAACUGAAUAAUUAGAGUAAAUAAUGCAAUUAAAUUGGUUUAUAAAAAUUAUAGUUAAAGA